AUGGGCAGCAAGCAGACCGUGUUCACGCAGGAGCAGCUUGAGGCAUACCAGGACUGCACGUUCUUCACCAGGAAGGAGAUCAUGAGGCUCUUCUACCGCUACCAGGACCUGGCGCCCCAGCUCGUGCCCCUGGACUACACCAGCUGCCCAGCCGUGAAGGUGCCCUACGAGCUCAUUGGCAGCAUGCCGGAGCUGAAGGACAACCCCUUCCGCCAGCGCAUCGCCCAGGUCUUCUCGGAGGACGGCGACGGCCACAUGACGCUGGACAACUUCCUGGACAUGUUCUCCGUGAUGAGCGAGAUGGCCCCGCGCGACCUCAAGGCCUACUACGCUUUCAAGAUCUACGACUUUAACGACGACGACUACAUCUGUGCCUGGGACCUGGAGCAGACGGUGACCAGGCUGACCCGCGGGGAGCUGAGCGCCGAGGAGGUCGGCCUGGUGUGCGAGAAGGUGCUGGAUGAGGCUGAUGGCGACCAUGAUGGGCGCCUGUCUCUGGAGGACUUCCAGAACAUGAUCCUGCGGGCCCCCGACUUCCUCAGCACCUUCCACAUCCGCAUCUGAGGAGGACUCCCCCCCUGCAGGAGCCUGCGGCAGGAUCGCUGUCGCCCCUCGGGUGUGGGAAUAAAGGGUCACUGAGCCACACCUGCUGC
Molecule: messenger RNA, 653 nt
Organism: Chinchilla lanigera (long-tailed chinchilla)
Lineage: Eukaryota; Metazoa; Chordata; Mammalia; Rodentia; Chinchillidae
Gene: Cib3
Product: calcium and integrin binding family member 3
Exons: 6
Coding region: 1-564 (187 amino acids)
Molecular function (GO): calcium ion binding
Source: RefSeq, a predicted model, not a curated record